AUGGAUCUCGCAAUCACACUUAUCAAGUCCGUUGCGCGGGCAUUCUACGAAACCCGCGACAUACUUGUGAUUGAUGCGCUUAUUCUGCAUGAGGCGCUUCGAGACGAUGAUUUGGCCUACUUGAUGUCUACCAACACAAAGGAACUCCACAAGAUAUGCGGAAAGCUACGUGAGGAUCGAUUUUUGGUGGUACACACACGAUCAGAGCUGCGAGAAGGCAACCCAAGACCGAGCAACAAAACAUGGUAUUACAUCGACUACCGAGCCACAAUAGACGCCAUCAAAUGGCGCGUUUACACUAUCGAUAAAGAAGUACAGGGUACUACGCAAGUCGCGAGCGAGAAAAAAGAGUACUUUUGCUCAUUUUGCAAAGCAGAAUGGACGGCGAUGGAGGUUCUGGACAACGUUGGCCCGGAAGGAUUCUUAUGCCAUCGCUGCUCUCAUGUUCUGACCUUUGAGGCCGACCGGACGUCGACUGGGCACGAGCAGUCAACGCGACUCAAUGACCAGUUCAAAUUCAUCAGUGAACUGCUUCCCAAGAUCGAUGCCGUCCACAUUCCUGAAUGCGACUUCGAUCGCGCAUUUGCUAAAGCACGCCCGGUGAAGCGCGACGAAACACAUCAGCGCGCUCAGACUACUGCAGUAGACUCUGGCGCGAACCGACCUAUGGCGGUCAAGGGCUUGACCAACACAGGGCCACAAUCGAUUGCAGUUAACAUCUCAACAUCGGAUGGCCCUACAGAAGCCGAGAAGGCGGCAGAGCAGGCGCGCAAGGAGCAGAUAGCGAAGCAAAAUGCGCUGCCAUCAUGGAUGUCUAAUAGUACAGUCACUGGGGAGUCCUUCUCAGCAGGCGCUGCUCCUGGCACUGCAUCAGUCGUCAAGAAGGAGUCCAGCAAAGAUGCCGGCCCAGCAGCACCGGCCGUGGCCAAUGCUCAAAUAGACGAUAUAUUCGAGAAGCUCAAGGCGGAGAUAGCACAAGAAAAAUCAGAGGAGGAAGAGGACGACGAAGAAGAGGAAGACUUAUUCGAAGAUGUCCCUGCCGCCAAGAAAGUGAAGCUGGCUGGACCAGAUACUCAAGAACAAAAAGAAGACGAAGACAGCGAGGAGAUAGAGUUUGAAGACGUUUAG
Messenger RNA from Fusarium proliferatum ET1, 1128 nucleotides. RefSeq lists its product as uncharacterized. NCBI's taxonomy places the organism in Eukaryota, Fungi, Ascomycota, Sordariomycetes, Hypocreales, Nectriaceae. Gene Ontology annotation, biological process: transcription initiation at RNA polymerase II promoter; transcription open complex formation at RNA polymerase II promoter. The record is from RefSeq and is a predicted model, not a curated record. Gene Ontology annotation, cellular component: transcription factor TFIIE complex. The transcript is spliced from 3 exons. The coding region runs from base 1 to 1128 and encodes 375 amino acids.